AUGAGUGAGCGGCGCUUCUGUUUCCUCCUUAGAUGUCUUCGAUUCGACGACAAAACAACUAGACAAGAGCGUGUGAAGACAGACAGAUUUGCCCCUAUACGAAUCCUGUGGGACAGCUUCAUUGAAAAGUGCAAAAGGAACUACAUUCCUGAUGAAAACAUCACAGUUGAUGAACAACUGUUGGGGUUUAGAGGGCGAUGUGCAUUCCGCAUGUACAUUGCCAAUAACCCUGCUAAAUAUGGCUUGAAGAUUAUCAUGGCAAACGACAGCAAAACCAGUUAUUUACUGAAUGCCAUUCCUUACCUAGGGAAAGAUGUUCAGAGAGGUCAGGUGGGAAGUCUUGGCCAGUACUAUACAAUGGAGCUGAUGAGACCUUACUUGGGUCAAUACCGCAACGUCACAACAGACAAUUGGUUUAUGUCUCUACCUCUGGUCAAGGGUCUGCUAGAAGAAAAUACCACAGCUGUUGGUACCUUACGCAAAAAGCCCUACGUACCAGAGAAAAUGAUUGAACUCAAGAAGGAGCGUCCCAUCAAAACCACGGCAUUCCUCUACAGUGACCAAAUUAUGAUGCUGUCUUUCAAGCCAAAGGCCAAUAAAAUUGUUAUGCUCCUAACAUCAAAACAUCAGAAGGGGAAUAUCUGUGAAGACGGAAAGGCUGAGGUGGUGCACUUCUAUAACAGCACAAAAGGAGGCACUGACACAUUUGAUCAGAUGUGUCAGCGGUAUUCUUGUAGUCGAAAGACUAAACGUUGGCCUUUGUGCAUCUACUAUGGAAUAGUCAAUGCAGCCAGCAUUAAUUCCUAUAUUAUAUACUGCAAGAAAUGUUCUGAUCGCCAUAUCAAAAAGAUGGAGAGACGAUGUUUCAUGCAGGAAGCUGCCUAUGAGCUGGUCAAGCCAUGGGCCCAACAGAGACUCACAGAACAGGGACUUCCCCGCCAGAUAGUUUUCCACAUUCGUUCUGUGUUUGGGUGGGAAGCACCAGCUUUCCCAACAACAUCUGGCGAAGCAAAGAAGAGGAAGAGGUGUGAGUUGUGCCCCAGGACCAAAGACAAUAAGACUAAAUCGAAGUGCCAGUACUGUAGCAGGGCUGUUUGUGGGAAACACUUUGUUCCUGUCUGCAGAGACUGCUUGUAG
This is a messenger RNA of Eriocheir sinensis (Chinese mitten crab), 1137 nucleotides long. Its product is annotated as piggyBac transposable element-derived protein 4-like. Bases 1 to 1137 code for a protein of 378 amino acids. The record is from RefSeq and is a predicted model, not a curated record. NCBI's taxonomy places the organism in Eukaryota, Metazoa, Arthropoda, Malacostraca, Decapoda, Varunidae. The transcript has a single exon.